Nanorana parkeri is the source of this 1272-nucleotide messenger RNA. Its product is annotated as scavenger receptor cysteine-rich type 1 protein M130-like. Gene Ontology annotation, cellular component: membrane. NCBI's taxonomy places the organism in Eukaryota, Metazoa, Chordata, Amphibia, Anura, Dicroglossidae. The record is from RefSeq and is a predicted model, not a curated record. Bases 2 to 1261 code for a protein of 419 amino acids. The transcript is spliced from 8 exons.
CAUGGAGCUGGCGCUGCCCCUUUCCUGGUAUCUGCUCUGCGUUUCCCGGUUUGCAGGCUUAAGUGGUGCCGCCGAACUGUACAGCACACUGGUGACUUUCCAGAAUGAAUCCAUGGUGGAGAGUGGAGACACAUGUCAAGGAAUCGUCAUCAUAUUCAGCAAUGAGACUGGCAGUCUGGUGUGUGAUGACCAAUGGAGUGUGGAGUCUCCGCUCGCUCACGUGGUGUGCAAAGAAUCUGGCUGUGGGACACCAAACACAACAUUGGUACUGAAAUCCCUACCGCAAGGAUCAUUAGAAGCUGUUCAAGGAGUACACUGCACAGGAAACGAGUCCGGUGUGAGCGAGUGCGAGAGCUCGGGGAAGUCAGUGCAGCUCUGUGCCGCGGAGAGCAUUGCAGCCAUAUCAUGCAUCCGAAACUCCACAGAGCCAAGAGAUAACAGCUCAUGGAGACUCUCCCGUGGCCGCUCUUCCUGUGAUGGGCACAUGGAGGUAUUUGCAGAGGGCAGAUGGAGUCCUGUCUGUUUUACCAGCAUCAAGGGAAUGGACGCCUCUUUCUUCUGUGAACAAAUGGGGUGUACUCCACAACGGCCCCUCUUCUCGCUGCUUAACAAGGGAAUGUCGCCCAUUUCUCCUGUGAUCUUACAAUGUCCAGAGAACAUGACUUCUCUCUGGGAGUGUGGCCAUCAAGUUGUUGAUAUGUGUGCAUCUGGCCUGACCACAUACCUGCAGUGUAACCGUCCCAGAAUGGAGGAGUCUUGGCUUGUUUGGCUCACCAUAUGCCUCGCUGCUGUAAUGAUCCUCGUGUUCUGUUGGGUUCGUGUGGUCAAGUCCACAAAGUGCUGUGUGCAGUGUGUACACAAGUACAUAACAAUCCUGUUCUGCAAGAAGCCACAAACUCGACGGGGUUUUCAUUCACGCAGGAAUAUUUAUCAAAGGGAGCCCAUUAAUGUUACUGUGCAGGAAGCACACAGCCCCCCAUCUUCUCCCGGAAUCCUGCAAGACCCAAAUGAAGUCAAUGCUUUGCUGGCUCCUCAUGGCUUCCGCCUAAACAACACCAUUACCCCUCCACCCAGUUAUAUGCAUGCUUUGAAGGUUCUGUCCCGGCCUCUGGAGAACACUCAGACUCCUCCGCCAAGCUACCUGGAAGCUCUGAAGGUUCUUUCCCGCCCAAUCUUGGUCCAUGUAAAUGCAGAUGACGACAACGAGGAUAAAGAGGACCUGUCUGUCAUAACACACAAGGAGAAGGAAGAGAAGUCAUAGUGUCAUUCAGG